AUGUGUGGCCGAUCGCGCUGCACCCUAACGCGCGAGCAGGUGGUGCAAGUUGCAGGCGUCGCUCCAGAGGACUUUGUAGAUGGUGACAAGUACAAUCCGGUGGAGAAUAUGGGGCCGGGACGAUAUGGACCUGUACUUUUGCAACAUGGUGGAGCAAAGGUAGAGAGUGAGAGGAGCGAAAAAACACGCUUGCAAGCCAUGCGAUGGGGAAUGGUUCCAUCCUUUGCCAAAGCAAAUGCAAAACCAGACCACUUCCGGAUGUUCAAUGCCAGAUCCGAGAAUUUACGGGAGCGACCGGCAUUUAAGCGGGUGUUGGAGUCGAAGAGAUGUGUGGUGAUGUGUGAAGGAUACUACGAGUGGCAACAAGUGGGUAAAAGAGAGAAGCAGCCAUUUUACUUUUACCGAGAAGGCAGUGUGAUGAAGUUCGCUGGCCUGUAUGAUCACUGGAAAAGCGAGGCAGGUGAGCUGAUGUACUCGUACACUAUGCUUACAACUGCCAUUGCACCGGAGCUAAAGUGGUUGCACACUCGUAUGCCAGUUAUUUUAUCUGACAUAGGCGUUGACCGGUGGCUUUCUGGCGCAAAGUUUGAAGAUCUGAAAGACUUGCUAACAUCGUACCGCUCCAACGACUUGAAGUGGCACGCAGUGGAUAAGAGAGGCAUGACAACUGUAACAACACUGUGUUUGUUUCAAAGUGAAGACUGCGCCAAAAAAGUCAACAUCAAGCACGCAGGUGACAUUAGACAAUUCUUUGGAGUCAAGACAGAGAAGCAAGAUCCCUCUGCUUCUUCGCCGAUUGCACCAUCUGAACAAGCCAAAAUGGAGAAGGUAAUUUUUUGUGAUUCUACACCCGGCUCACGGCUGGAAAAGCAUAAUGUCAAUUCGGACACGUCACCAAAGAAACAAUCCAAGCAAUUCUCGACCAAGUUUAUUCCAGCCUCUUCGCUCCUCGACAAACGGUUUGAUGAGGGAAACCACGAUUUGACACCAUCAAAAUUACCAACAAAGCGCCGUCGUGUGUCAUCUCCAACAAAAAAGACGUUGAAGUAG
Peronospora farinosa is the source of this 1050-nucleotide messenger RNA. The record is from the annotation of a GenBank genome assembly. NCBI's taxonomy places the organism in Eukaryota, Oomycota, Peronosporomycetes, Peronosporales, Peronosporaceae.